This is a messenger RNA of Hypanus sabinus (Atlantic stingray), 803 nucleotides long. It is a transcript of the gene ltc4s, whose product is annotated as leukotriene C4 synthase. Gene Ontology annotation, cellular component: endoplasmic reticulum; nuclear envelope; membrane. Gene Ontology annotation, biological process: leukotriene biosynthetic process. The coding region runs from base 94 to 543 and encodes 149 amino acids. The transcript has 5 exons. Gene Ontology annotation, molecular function: leukotriene-C4 synthase activity; glutathione transferase activity; glutathione peroxidase activity. Lineage: Eukaryota; Metazoa; Chordata; Chondrichthyes; Myliobatiformes; Dasyatidae. The record is from RefSeq and is a predicted model, not a curated record.
CGGCUCCUCCUCUGGCUCCAGCUGACCGUACGAAGAAUUGUUACCGGCGUAACUGCGGGUCAGAUUCUCCCCGCGGUCGAACCGGACGACAGGAUGUUAGAAGACUGUGUUUUCUUGGCGCUGGUCACCGUCCUGGGCGUCCUGGAGCAAGCGUACUUUUCGCUUCAAGUCAUCUACGCAAGGAGGAAGUUCCAUGUCUCGCCACCCCGGGUCAGUGGCAACGAGGACUUUGAGAGAGUGUAUCGAGCACAAACCAAUUCCACAGAGUAUUUCCCAAUGUUCCUGAGUGUUCUUUGGAUCGCUGGGAUCUUUUUCAGUCAGGCACUUGCCACGUGCAUUGGGGUCCUCUACCUGGGCGGCAGGUACAAGUACUUCAAAGGCUAUGCUGAAUCAGCUCAAAAAAGGUUACCUCCACUGUACUUCAGUGCCAAGAUGCUGUGGAUUCUUGUUGGGAUGUCCUCAGUUGGUGUCCUGAGCCAGCUUUCGUCCCAGUACCUGGGCUACAAUCCCAUGGCAUCAGCAAAAUCUCUCCUUCCGUUCUAAGCAGACGCUUUUUCCGGCAGAACCAUUCUGGGCCAAGGAUCUCAAGGUGACCUUUCCCAUAUGUUAAUGUGAUGGACUGAUCCAACCACAGCCUUGUGUUGGCUCUCUUCUUCCAGCCAAAGUGUCCGGGGUUGUAGCUGUGCAGCGGAGAGCCACAAGAACCCUCACCCAACAGGUCUCCUUCACAGAAUCAGCAUGCCUCUGUGAUCAGUGCAAAAACAUGUAAAAGCAAAUAAAUUAGACAGAUUUUAUUUUUAAAA